Messenger RNA from Folsomia candida, 2770 nucleotides. RefSeq names its product probable serine/threonine-protein kinase DDB_G0282963. The transcript has 4 exons. The coding region runs from base 1 to 2580 and encodes 859 amino acids. Gene Ontology annotation, biological process: regulation of sodium ion transport. The record is from RefSeq and is a predicted model, not a curated record. Gene Ontology annotation, molecular function: sodium channel regulator activity. NCBI's taxonomy places the organism in Eukaryota, Metazoa, Arthropoda, Collembola, Entomobryomorpha, Isotomidae.
AUGCGUCCCUUCGACCAUCCCAGGUCCCAAGUCGGUGAGAAAGAUGAUGAUGAGAACAACUCAGGGUCAGAAUCAGGAUCCACGACGUCAUCCGGAUCCAACGAUAUUUCGCAAAGUUCUAACAGUUCGUCUCCACCGAGUUCGGCAGGCACGAAAAAGCAGCACCACCACUAUCAAAAUAGGAAGGCAAGGAAAAAGGGGAGGCGAGAUUGGAGGCCAAAGCUAGAAAACCGUUCCAAUUCCAAUGUUCCGAACGGUGGUGACACAGGAGGUCAAAGUUUAUUAAGCGACACUCACCUAAUUACAAACGGGUUUAGUCCUUCCGCCAGAGUGAAAAGUGUGCUUAGCAAGAAUCACGAGAGUAAUAAGAUUUCAAAACAACGGGGUAAAAAUAAGUUUCCGACGACACCAACGCCUAAAAUUCUGAACCGUAAUAACAGCAAUAAUAAUGAGGGUGAACCUGAACCCAUCAUUUCAGCCGCCUCGUCCACGAUGGCACCCUCCUCUAAAAAAGGUCACGGAAAUAAUAAGUUGAGUUUGGCCUCCACGGAGGAUUUGGACUUGGUGGACUACGAAGACUUGGGACCUUCAACGUCCCUGUCGUCAUGUUCGUCCGCCACGACGAGUGACGAAAAUGAGACGAACGUCAAGAACUUUCACCAUCAUCAUGAUCCUUCUUCUUCUAAAAUAGCGUCAUCAUCUCACUCCCAAAAUGUUACACUGUUUGAUGAAGUCUCUUCCAAAAAGGAGUACAUGAAAUUGGAUGGAAGUGCAAGUUUUGGUGCUUGGAACAAAAGUGAUGUAAAUAAAUCCAGUAAAAAUAAUACUACAAAUUUCGUAAGUAAUAGUGACUUCAAUGCGGUCGAAGAUAUUGAAAACGUACCAUGUUCAUCUUCAUCUCUGAGAGAAAGACUAAGUUCGCAACGGUCUAGAAAUAAUUCAUCGACACCUUCAACGUCAAAAUCAAUAACGAAACCUUACAGCAUAGAACCCGGAAUGGUUCCUGUCUACGAGGACACGACGACCUUUAUUAUACAUAAAAAUAAUGACGACAAACCCCAAACUUCUACAGGUGAUUACAAUAAUUCAAAUAGUCUCGAUAAGCUAAGUUUACAACGUGUCGACGAAGGUGAAAGUGAGGAUAAGUCGUCGUCGCCAGAUAAGUAUUUGAAUUCCGGUGUGGGUCGCCACUUUGGGAAGAGGAGGACUCCUUCUUCCAACAGUUUGACUGAUGGAGAAAACUCUGGUGGGGAGGGUGGUGGUGGGGGGACUGGAGGGUCGGAGGGGGGUUGUGGUACAGAGUGUUUAAACUACUUUUUGAGAUUCAAGGCGGUCACGAUCGUCUUUUUAGGCACAAUUUUCGUCCUUUCUAUCUCUUCCCUUCUCUUUGUCUUUCCUCUCGUCGUGGAUCCUAUCUUGUACGGACUGGAGGCAGAGUUUUCACUUCAUCCGGUUAAUUGCAUAACAACGAAUCUACGCAAAGGCGUAGGUCCAGUGGAAUGUUCGCUUCCAUCGUGUCGUGCCGGGUGUACGGCUGACCUUUUCCUUUGUACCUUUAUCGACGUGCAAUAUUCAUACUAUGUUGACUCACAGCUCAUUCUUUCCUCUUCUUCUUCCACAUUUCCUCCUCCUCCUCCACUUAUAAAUGGUAGAAGCAUCGAACAAAUUAAUACCUCCACGAGUGACACAAAUAGUGAAAAUACGAAUAGUAAUGACAACAACAGUGCGUUCAACUCUAGUACAAUUUUGGUCACAAAAAAUGGAACGCUUUACAUCAACAUAAACGGGUGUGGCUACCCACCGAGUGUAAACUGUAGCGAAUUUUACCACCAAUAUGGCACCAUCGGGACGGAGUUUGGGUGUUACUACAGUGCACGAAAUGACACCAUUUUGGUCCCUUAUUAUAACCAUGAUCUCGAAAAGUAUCACCUUUUUAUCGCAAUUCUUAUCCCCUGCGCUAUCGCGGCUAUUUCCGCCUUCAUUUUAUUCCUCUUGUUAAAAUGUGUCAAUUGUAGUAAGGCAAAUCGAGCCAUGGUUGUCAACAAGUCGACGUCUCAGCUCAAACUUUUAGACAAGGAUGAGACCUCUUUGGCGAGUAGUAGUGCAACUGGGAAAAGUGCGAAGAAAGUGAGAAAUAAAAAGUGGAAUAAUAUGAAAAAAGACAAGCAAAUCAGUAAUAAUAAUGGUGUAAAGAAGAUGAAUGGUGAUGUUGGGGGAGGGGAAGGACCUUACAUGAACGGAUCACUUCCCAAAGGAAAUGGACACGCGUUUCAAAACACGAUCGGCGGACUAAUGGGUAUCAUGUCGCCGACCAAGUUGCAAAAAUCCAUCGGCAAUCUGCCCCAUCAACACGACAGCUUUGACAAGAAACCGUACUCGAACGGGUCUCCGAUGAUCGGACAAAUGCAAAUGAGAAGACCGAGAUACAUCAAGAAGAAUGAAGUCAGUAAUGGUAACAAAGGUCCUAAAGGAAAGCCGCCCUUGACGAAUUCUUCCUCGGGCGAAGAUCAACAACUUUUCACCCCAAGUCCCAACAAUAUUAAGGAAAGUACUAAAAAACUUGCGGAACAUAAGAUGUAAUUAUGUUUAUGUAAAUAUUUAUUAUGAAUGCGUCAUUUCAAGCGUUAUUUCGUAAUCCUACUACAAUUUUAUGUAUUUUUGAAAAAAAGUUUUCAAAGACAUUGUGAUAUAUACGAGUAUAUACGUAAGUAAAUAAAGUUUUUUCCUGCUUGGAGGAAGCAACAAUUUUUUGCAUUGUCAUUUUAUACUG